Staurois parvus is the source of this 264-nucleotide messenger RNA. NCBI's taxonomy places the organism in Eukaryota, Metazoa, Chordata, Amphibia, Anura, Ranidae. The record is from the annotation of a GenBank genome assembly.
AAGCGUCCGGACUGGAAGGGGGGUGAAAGUGUCCGGACUGGAAGGGGGGUGAAAGCGUUCGGAACUGGAAGGGGAGGAAAGUGUCCGGACUGGAAGGGGGGAAAGUGUCUGGACUGGAAGAGGGUGAAAGUGUCUGGACUGGAGGGGGGUGAAAGUGUCCGGACUGGAAGGGGGGGGAAAGUGUCCGGACUGGAAGGGGGGGAAAGUGUCCGGACUGGAAGGGGGGGAAAGCGUCCGGACUGGAAGGGAGUGAAAGCGUCCGGA